UGGAGGUUUUCUCUAUAUAGAAAGAUAAUGCUCUCACCUCCACCAAACGAAUUUUGGCGCAACAAAAAAGAAGAAGAGAAAAUACGUGAUUUAAUGGAAGGAGCUGUGAAGCAGCAGCUACUCAACUACGGAAUUCAAAGCUUCCAAUGCAAACGGUCGUCAAGACGUUGUGUUCGAUCUCCAUCAGCGAGUUUAAGGCCAGGAUUUGACAAUGGCUAUAUGGGCUACUUGCCUCAUUUGGAACUCCCAAAAAUGGCAAGACAUGACAAGUUGUGUGUAAAGGUAUGUGCGAUUAGGAGGAGAAGGGCCUAUUUACAGACGGAGACUUAUGUCCUGAUGGAACCUGGCAAGAGUGAAGAAUUCGUUUCUGAGGAAGAGCUGAAGGACAGGUUGAAAGGUUGGCUGCAAAACUGGCCUGGUAACGUCUUGCCACCAGACCUUGCUCGGUUCAAAACCAUUGACGAUGCUGUUUCUCACCUUGUUAAGUCUGUUUGCGAGCUCGAGGUUGACGGUGAAGUCGGCUCAAUACAAUGGUAUGAGGUUCGAGUAGAGUGACAGACAUGAAAUGCAGCACUCUGGUUAAAUCCUACACCAUGUUAUACGGUCUACUUUAUCUGACUAUGCGACCAUGCUACGCUCAUUCAUGGAGUCCCUCCCUGUAUAUGCUUCCAGGUCCCUUUCAUCCCCAUCACAAUGUCUGAAAUUGUCGUGUGUAAUACAGCAUUUUGAAGACACCAUGUUAUGGACUCCUUGAAGAUUGAGGCAUCCA
Molecule: messenger RNA, 769 nt
Organism: Magnolia sinica
Lineage: Eukaryota; Viridiplantae; Streptophyta; Magnoliopsida; Magnoliales; Magnoliaceae
Product: protein CHLORORESPIRATORY REDUCTION 7, chloroplastic
Exons: 3
Coding region: 28-555 (175 amino acids)
Cellular component (GO): chloroplast stroma
Source: RefSeq, a predicted model, not a curated record